This is a messenger RNA of Australozyma saopauloensis, 1008 nucleotides long. It is a transcript of the gene YUH2, whose product is annotated as Yuh2p. Gene Ontology annotation, biological process: protein deubiquitination; ubiquitin-dependent protein catabolic process. The record is from RefSeq and is a predicted model, not a curated record. Lineage: Eukaryota; Fungi; Ascomycota; Pichiomycetes; Serinales; Metschnikowiaceae. The coding region runs from base 1 to 1008 and encodes 335 amino acids. The transcript has a single exon. Gene Ontology annotation, molecular function: cysteine-type deubiquitinase activity. Gene Ontology annotation, cellular component: cytoplasm.
AUGAAAAUUCCAAAAUUCUUAAAAUUUGCUCCAUGCUACAAUUCAAUGGCUUUCUUUCUCUCUCCACAUUUUUCAUUAUCUACUACUAUGUCUUCUGGAUGGAACACUAUAGUCUCUGAACCAGGCGUGUUCACAAAACUAGUCUCCAAUCUUGGAGUCGAAAAUGUCCAGAUUGACGAAUUGUACUCAAUUGACAGCCACUCGUUGCGUGAAGUGGCUCCAAUCUAUGCUGUAAUCUUCUUGUUCAAGUAUAGUAAUGUAGACCGGGAGUACGCCAAUCGCAACCAACCCUUGGAUGGAGAGUACGAUGCCAAUUUCCGGGAGAAUGGAGUGUUCUUUGCUCAGCAAACCAUCCAGAAUGCGUGCGCUACAUUGGCGGUGCUCAAUGCUUUGUUUAACAGCUCGGAGGAAAUCAACUUGGGUGAAGAGCUCCAAAACCUCAGACUGUUCACCCUAGACUUUGAUCCAGAAAUGUGCGGUGAGACUCUUUCCAAUAGUGAGGUGAUCCGGACCGUGCACAACUCGUUCUCGGCCCCUAGGUUCAUUGAUACCGGAGACCAACCGAAACCACCCCGCGAUGAUAAAGAUGAUGGCCUCUAUCAUUUUGUGGCUUACAUGAAUAUCCGCAACACUAUUUACGAGCUAGAUGGCCUUAAACAAUAUCCAAUCAAGCAUGAGACUCUUAGCUCCCCGGAUGAGUUUUAUGAUAAGCUUCCCGCAGUGUUGCAACGGCGUAUUUCCAAGUAUGAGGGCGAAAUUCGUUACUCGCUUUUGGCCAUCACUUCCGAUAAAUUACAGCAGUACCUGCUGCUAGGCGACGAGGCAGGUGUACAACAGGAGACGUACAAGAGACAGCAAUGGGACUAUGAAAUCAAUCUACGGAAACACGAGUAUUCUAGACUUACGGCGACUCUAGUAAAGAAUAUAUUUGGCAAGAUGAGUGAUGAAGAGUGGGCACAGGCGGUGCGCAAGGCGAAGACCGAACAUACGAAGCGACUUCUCAAGUGA